AUGCAGGCUGGACGUCCCCGCGUCCGAGUCCGGGGCGGCGGGAGUCGCGAGGCGUGGGAGCUCACCGUCAGCGCGGCGGCCGAGGGCGGAGGAUGCGAGCCCGCAGCGGCCUCGGCCCCCGCUGUUCUCCGCCCCGCGCCGAGGCGCGGGCGUCGGCGAGCACGGCGCGGUGCAGGGCUCCUUCCUUUACCCCGAAACCUGGGCGGACGCGGGCCCGAGGCCGGCGCGCAGGGCGACGUCACCCCGCGCGCCGGAAGUGCCUUUUGGCGGAGAGGACGUCUGCCUUCGCGGGUUUCGGCGGCGGCGGCGGCGGCGGCGGCGGCGGCGGCGGCGGGGCGGAACGUAGUGGCUUCCACAAGAGAUGAAAUGUGGUCUGAGGGACGGUAUGACUAUGAACGACUUCCAAGAGAGCGAGUGCCUCCCCGGAGCCAUGCCAGUGAUGGCUACCAUAGAGUAGUUAAUGUUGUGCCAAAGAGACCGCCUCUGCUAGACAAGAGACCACCUCUGCUAGACAAGAGACCGCCUCUGCUAGCCAGACCUGAUGAAGGAGGCUACAGUAGAUAUUACAGUCAUGUUGAUUACCGAGAAUGUGACGAGGGCCGCAGUUUUUCUCAUGAUCGAAGAAGUGGCCCACCUCACAGAGGAGAUGAACCUGGCUACAGAUGGACAAAGGAUGAUCAUUCCACAAGCCGACAGCCUGAAUACAGGGACAUGAGAGAUGGCUUUAGAAGAAAAAUCUACUCUUCCCAUUAUUCGAGAGAUCGGUCUCCCCAUAAAAGGGACGCUCCUUUUUUCAGAGAAUCGCCUGUAGGCCGGAAGGACUCCCCACACAGCAGAUCUGGCUCCAGUGUCAGCAGUAGAAGCUAUUCUCCAGAGCGAAGCAGGACUCACUCCUUCCAUCAGUCCCAGCAUAGAAAGUCUGCGCGUGUUGGUGCUUCCUACAAACAACAGAAUGAAGCAAAUCCAGGAAGAGGUAAAGAGAGAUCUAUCCAGUCUUUGAAAACUUCAAGAGAUACUUCACCCUCAAGUUCUUCAGCAGUUUCUUCAUCCAAGGUGUUAGACAAACCCAGCAGGCUAACUGACAAGGAACUUGCAGAAGCUGAAAGCAAGUGGGCUAAUGAAAAGCUAGAGAAAGCAGAUGAAAAUAACUUGGAUGAAAUUGCUGAGUUUGAGGUGGAAGCCACAGCACCCUUAUUUAUCGACCAGACAGAAGAACCCGAGUCAAACACAACAGAUGGCACGGAAUUGUAUGAAGACAGCCAGCUGAACAGUCGCUCUAAAGCAAUCGCAUUAAAAACCAAAGAGAUCGAGCAGGUUUACCGACAAGACUGUGAAACUUUCGGGAUGGUGGUGAAAAUGCUGAUUGAAAAAGAUCCUUCAUUAGAAAAAUCUAUACAGUUUGCAUUGAGGCAGAAUUUACAUGAAAUAGGUGAGCGGUGUGUUGAAGAACUCAAGCAUUUCAUUACGGAGUAUGAUAAUUCUACUCAAGAUUUUGGAGACCCUUUUUAGAAGAGUUAGCACCCAGGUCAAAACAAUGUUUUUAAAGCUUCUAGAUCUUUUUCCCCCUUGGAUUGUGUAAAACCUUACUAUUUUGUGAUGAAGAGAAAUACUUUAUGAUAGCUGACCACAUUUCUAGUAUUAAAUAAACAUCUACAAUGGCUGAUAAGGCAUCAUAAUCAGAAUGUUUUUCCUAUGUGUAGACUCUUCUACCAUCUUCAGCUCCUCCCUGCAAAAGAAAAUUAUGUUUUUUUAAUGUUUGAAAGAACAGUUCUGGAUCGCAGUUUUCAGUACUUACAUUCAGUAGUCUUCCAUAGUGUGUGAUCAUUUGGUCUCAGGAGUGUAAUUUGCAGUUAGAGAUCAUUCCAGGUUGCAUAUCAUAGUGGCACUGUUAGCAUUUUGAGUUGUGAAUUCUACUUGCUGCUUACUUUUCUUCAGCCUUGUAACUUUUGGUGAUGUCAAAAUAUGCUGUCUUAAUGAAUUCGAACUUUGCUUUUUGAUAUUUGCCUUGAGAAUAAUUCUUAUUAGUAUAGGGAAAAAAGCACUUGAAAAUCUGUAAAAGGCACAUUAGAACAAAAUCUUCUUCCCAAGUCAGUAGACUUAGUGCAUCUCUUCUAUGAAGUGUUCCUGAGGCUCCUGACUGCUCUCCGAACACUAACAGGAGGGAGCUUCAGUUGAGAUUCCUCAGAAACCCUUCUGAUGGAUAUAAUACAAGAUGAGAAUAUACAAGAGCUCUGGAAUUUUCUUUUAGGCCCACACUGUAUUUAAAAGCGACCUGACCUGGAAUGCAUGCUUGGGAUUAAAUCACAGAUUACUCUGUUAAUUUCAUAGACUUAGAGGAUCUCACUCUUCCCAAAUGUCCUCAUAGUAUGGAAGCAGAAAAUAGCAAGGCCGACAGUUCCCCUCACCUCCUGAGUGAGCCAGUGAAUAAGUGAAGAGACAAUUAGGACUGCCCACUCAUUUUCUGUCCCCUCUAGCACUGCAUUGAGCCAAAAUACAUAAUCUAUAGCAUGAGGUACCUUAAAGAUUGGGAUUAACCUCUUUAUAGAUCAGGCUGCCCCUAAACUCAAAGGAAAUCCUUCUGCCCCUGCCUCUCACAUGCUGAGAUAAAACGCAUGUGCCACCAUGCUCAGUAUCCUUUUCAUUUUCAUUCAGUUCUUCCCUUUUUACUUUUUUUUAUUUGAGAUAGGGUCUUACUGUUCAUUCUAGACUGGUUUUUAGCGCUUGCUUUUCCUGCCUUAGCUUUCCUGAGUGCUAGAAUUAUAAGUGUGAGCCACCAUGCUUGCCAUUACUUUCAGUUGCCUCUUUGAUAUUGUCUACAGAGAAAGCCCUUAAACUGCAUACAGAUUAUAGUGAAAGUACAAAUAGCUGUAUGAAUAAUUUUAAUGAGCCCUGCAAUGGAUGUGUUAAGAUAUGUAUUAUGCCAUUUUGGAAAUAAAAAAAAAAAACUAAUUAAGGACCUUUUCUUUAUAUACGUUUCCUAAGUGAGAGCACUUGGUGUUAUUUUUUUGGCACCGAGAUACUAUACAUAUCUUUUGUAAGGAUAUUCCUCCUUAAUGCAAGCAGUGGUCAAACUACUGAUCACUUCAGACAGACUGAAGAUACUGAUGCUAUUUUUUCUUUUUUCUUCCCACUAAUUUUUAGCUCUUUAAAUCAAGCUGUUAAUAUAUAUAUAUAACUAUUAAUUUUUUUUCUGUGUAGUCUUGGCUAUCCUGGCCUUGCUUUGUAGACCAGGCUGGCCUUGAACCCACAGCAAUCCACCUGCCUCUGCCUCCCCAAGUCUGGAUUACAGGCAUAUGGCACCAUGCCUGGCUGCAAAUGAAUUUUUCAUUUGGUAGAAAUUGAUUAAAAAGAGAAUCUUACUAAUAGGUUUAUUUAAAUGUAGGACCAACCAAUAAUCUCCUUCCCUUAAGUUACAUUCAGCAUUUGAAGCUAUUUUUAGUUUGCCAUCAGUGUUCUUCUGCUUGGCUUGUCAAGUGUUAAAUGUCUUGUUUAUUUUUGUUUUUUUUAAAUGCCUUUUAAUGUCUAAUUUUAGCAUGUGUACUAGAAUGUGUAUUUUGUUAAAUGUUUUUGAUUAGGGAGAUUGUAAAUUAGCCAUUGUUUUUGAGUAUACCUAAUCUGUGUGAUAACAUUUUCAUUGUCUUACCAUAAGGCCUUGAUGAUCAACAUGGGGGAAGCAGAUACUGUAACAUUUUUUUGUGAAUUUUAAAUAUGCAAAAUAAAGCAACUGAUACUAAGUAA
Messenger RNA from Meriones unguiculatus (Mongolian gerbil), 3738 nucleotides. RefSeq names its product periphilin 1 (gene Pphln1). The coding region runs from base 1 to 1509 and encodes 502 amino acids. The transcript has 10 exons. The record is from RefSeq and is a predicted model, not a curated record. Gene Ontology annotation, biological process: negative regulation of gene expression, epigenetic; protein localization to heterochromatin; negative regulation of DNA-templated transcription. Gene Ontology annotation, cellular component: nucleoplasm. Lineage: Eukaryota; Metazoa; Chordata; Mammalia; Rodentia; Muridae.